CUCUGGGUAAGCUAUCAGCAUCAGUUCUGCAGGGAAUCCAGAACCCAGAACGUUCGGUGAAGAAUCCUGUUGACAUUUUAUUGGAACUGUUGGAAUAUUACUAUUAAUGCUGAAGGAUACAAUUCUAAUCCUUUUUAUUGAAUAAAACAUCUGGCACUUGAUAUUGUUUUAUAUCAACGCUGCAUCCACUUUAGACUCUGGAAUAAGGAGCACUGCGGGGUUUAUUUUUUGUUGGGGGGGAGGAGAACCCCUUAACUGGAGGGGUGUCUGUCUGCCCCCCUUAUUCCCAUACACUGCAGACCUGACAGCCACUCUAUGUUCUACAAACUAUUGGGAGCUCUACAGGAUGAAUUUCGAGGGUCUGCUGCUGGUGUUUCUGUGGUUCCUUCACGUAGUCUGUGCUGAGGUGAGGAUUUCGUCUAAAUGACCACACGCAUAGCGCCUGCAUAUUCCGUAGCGCUGUAAAAAAAAAAAAAAAGAACAAAAAACUGUACAGGUUGCUGUGAGCUAAAAUGAAAUGAUGCAUGUACUCUGCCAGCUGUGUCUAUUCUGAGUUUAUUUUUAAAGUAUUGAUUAAGACUGUGCCAGGCUUAGGUCUCAUUAACUAAGUGAGAAUACAUUUCUGUUUACCCCACGAGCUUGCAAUCUUUGAUGAAAUGUUGGCAUCCUUUUGAAUUCAUUAUAUAACUAUUAAUGCAUGCAAUACCUUUUAUAGUGGUUUUUGCAUCUAUUUUAAAAUAUAGCAUCCCAGAAUCAUCACCCCCUAUCGAUUAAUGGCAAAUUGUGACUUACCUGUUAAAUUUGUUUAACCUCGUCAGGGUCAGGGUUAGGCAAAUCCCUUGUUAUUGUGACAAGCCCUGUCAUUUCUUGAUGGGUUUAAUGAGUUUUGGUGGAAAGGUGGAGGUAUAAUGAACACUGCUAGCAGGUUGCUUUCCUUGUAGUGUACAUUAAUCUGUAAUUUGGCAAUUCUAGGCAGCAAAUAGGUUAAAAUUAUACAUAAAAUGUGGUAUGCUGUGUUUGCUUUUUGUGUCAGCGUUCUGACGCAUUUUUAUGGGAAAUACUAUAAUAAGUUGUGUUUUUGUUUAUGAAGCACCAUCAUAUUCUGUAGUGCGGACUUAUUUACUAAUGUGUGAAUUGUGAAAGCGUUUCAAAUUUUAGACCAAGGUAUACUGAAAGCAUAUCUGACUUUGGAGUCAUUUUUUCCCCCAGUUCUGUUAUUUUGUCCUAAAAGCCAAAUUCAUUGAAUUCCUAAAAUAAAUCACACUUCAAGGAUUUAUUUGCAAAUCUCCAAAACCUAGCACAUUGAAAUAUUAAUGACAAAAUUCACACUGAAAUUGCUGAUCUGGAAACAUUCGCUCCCAUUUAAUUCUAGUCACAGUUUGGCUAUUUUAACCUUAGUUUUGCCAUUUGGAAUUCUGAACACUAUUCUGUUACAGUUAGCUUGGAAGGCUGGUGGUGAAAAAGUGACGAUUGAGAGUAGAGGUGACCUAGGCAAACCUGUCCACGUACCAGCACUGUGUGUGUACACUGUAGUGUUUGUCCUGCCAGCUGCCUGGGACACACUGAAAUGUGCAGCCUGAGGGAGCGUGUUCUGAGAAUGCAUUUGGAAGACAGGUUACAUUACAGCACGCACACACGCCUCCGAGGCAGGGAUAGUGUAAAAUAGGACUAGAAACAGGGCCACGGGGGAUGGGAGCAAAAUGCGUGAUAAAAAAGAGUAGAUAUAAGAAUAAAAUAUUGAUUAAAUGAAUGGUGUGACAAUAUAGAAUGUUGUGAUUGCCCGGGAUAUCUAAAUUUGUCAUUGUAAGAGUUUGAGAACUAUGUUUCCUAUGAUAACCACCAGCUACACACCUGCACACACCUGUAUUUAGCCAUUACUGGCAAGCAACAACCUAUGGUUUGCGGGGCCGCCCACAAAACCAAAUUGAUUUCCAACCUCAUAUUCCUCCAGGACCUUGCUGAAUUCUUCUUACAAAUCUCAUGUAAAUUGUUGCUUCAGGCCUACCUGGCACCUUGGCAGACUGGCAGAUAUGGCUAAUUUAGCACAUAAUCUUACUGGGUAUUUUAACUGUAAACUGUAUGCCCCCAAACUAAUCUCGAAGUCAAAUUGUACCUAGUAUAUAAUGGACUGCAACGUAACCUUUGACACAAGACUGUUUUCAGCCUUUGUAGUGUGGGAAUCUUGCUAAUUAAUAUCGUUCAUUAACUUUACUUUCAACUAAAAAGCUUUGACAUUCCAGGAUUAGGCAGUCAGAAUGGAGAAUUGUGUAUUGAUAAUUAUAGAGUUCUGUCCAAGAAUUUUUUGCAUUUCACAUCUAUUCUGUCACAGAAUAGUGCAAUAGACAGCAGAAAGUGGUUUUGAAGUUAGCAAUACAAUUACACGUUGCUUCACUUGUUUUGUGGGUGAAAUUUGGUUCUGUGGCUUUCAGAAUUUAUUAUAAACACCAAACUGUUUACAUAGACUUUGCAUUUGUUUUUGACCAGGAAUUGUUUAUAGCAAAUAAUCCACUGUCAUGUGGCUGAAAUGUAGCUGGCGGUGUGCCAGGAUAGCUGUAAUAUUUUAGAUUUGAUUGUGAUCCCAUUUCCCCUGAUUUAACAAUUUGUCUUGGCGAUUUCAUGAACGUUUUGUUGAGGGCUUUCCUUGCAGAUUCAAAGGCUUAUUAAGGGUCUUCCACUGCAGUAAAUACUGGAUGACCUUCCGUGACCGGAUUCCCAUCUGUGUAUAAUGUGCAAGAAUGGUGUCCCCGGCAGGGAAUAAAAUAGUAUGUUAGAAAGUAAAAUAGAUGCCAUUUCUUAUCUGAAGCCUAAAGCUAUGGUUUUUAAAAAAACAAACAAAAACCUUUUCAUCUAUUAAUGAAGCAAAAAGCUAAAGAAAAAAUGUUUUGUGGCUCUUUCAAAGUGCUCAGGUAGCGAAACAAUAGUUUUGGGUUUUUUUUUAAAACUUUUUUCCUUUAUCCGUUUUGUUGAUCAGUUAAUUUGUUCAUCUGUUGCAGACAUUCUCACUUUCUCUGAUCCGUCCCAUGACCACUGCACUGGGGCACUUAGCUCUUUUGAAGAACAAUAGUUGGCACCACACACUGUGGUCCUAGUAUUUCUUUCCUAGAAAGGCCAGCUGCCAAAUGAUUUUCUUAUUGUUCUGAUUUGUUCCAUGCUGCGUUGGCCAAGAAUUUCUGUGGGAGACAAAACUGUCUACAUUUGAACACCUUUAGAAAGGGUGGGAGGGUGCGUAUAGGAAAGUUCAGGAGAUUUGUUAACCUAUGGCUUUUUAUCUUGAAAGGGUUAACUAACAGAUAUUUUUUUUACUCAAAUGUUUAAUGGGAAUGACUCAAAAUCUCCCAUGACUAGGCUGGAAAUCAUUAAAUGAUACUAUAACCUUACAUGUCCAAUGAUGGAACUAUAGCUAACUGUGUUUUCUUGUCUUUGCGAGUCUAUUCCCAGACCAGAUGCUUGGGGUUUUUUUUUGCAUGAGACCUUCAAGGGUACUUUUUCUGUGUAUUGAAAUUUGCAGAGUAGCUGUACAUGAAUACAGUAUACAAUUCCCUGUAGAGACACUUGAGACAGUGCUAUCCAACCGUUGCCCUCCGGUUUCGUUGCAAGUAUCAUCAUCUAAUACAUUACACAAUAUCUUUUGAAGCUGACAGAGUACUAUGUGGGUUGUAACUGGAAGAACAUCUGGAGGUCCAUAGUUGUGCAGCCUGGCACUUCAUGGUACAAUGGUCUGUUUUCUAGUUAAUGCAUGCUCUGGGGUUUUAUUUACAUGAAGAUAAGACUGUGUUUUUUUAAAGAACAGUUUCUUAAACCCUUUAUUUCAAGAAGGUCAUUGGCUUUGUAAAACAUUCAUAACAUUUAAAUCUCAAUAGCAGUUUUGCUUUUGUAUAGUGUUCUCCAACGCAUUGUUACGGAGGACUUCCCAGUGUUCAGAAGCAUUGGGUGGAGGGCUAGAUAGACAGUAUCAAAUAAAUGAUUUUAUACAAUGGAACCUGUAGGGUUUUUCAGGCAGGAAGGGGUGACGUACAACAACAUCUAAACCGCUUACACCCCUGAGCUGCCAGCUGUGCAACAACAGAUUAGGAAAUAAGCUGCAUGCACAAACAUUGGCCAAGAUCCUUGGAUUUUUUAAAAUUAAUAAAUAGUCAAUUAAUCAUCUGAUGGUACUUUAUAUAUUUAAUCACUAAACAACGUUGCCAUGAAGCAGACCAGGAUUAACAAUGAGGUGAUCCUAGGCGGCCAACUACGGCCCAGGGUUCAGACAGGGCCCUGGAACUAUAAAUUUGUUUGGCACCAUUCACUAUCCCUAUUUUAAGAACAGAAGGAGGACCCAAAACAAGUAACCUGUCUAGGGCGCUGUUUGAUCGUAAUCCUUUUAAACACCGGAGAUCGCCUGAUAUGGGCUGUUGGGUUUAAGAGAUCGUUAUACGUGACAGUAGACGGAUGUAGAGGAAUGAAUGACAAGUCACAGAGCUCGUUGUCAUAAAUCAUGAGAUCUUUUCAUCACCUAGUGGGUGUAUCCCACGCAUUCUAAAGAAAGCUUUGUGAAAAAUAUUUAGAUUAUAAAGGGUUUUCAUUUUUGUUCAAAAAAAUAUCACGUCAUCUCAUGAGAAGUUCUUACAUACAAGUUCUACAGAAUAUGUUGUUUAUAAAUACCAAUAAUAAUAAUGAUAAUAUUUUCCUAUCACGGUUUAACAUACUGAAGAAAUUGUAAUAUGUUUAAAUUGGGAAUAUGCUAUUUGUUGUGUUUUGUAAGUCUUUUUCUAUCUCCAUUUUUUUCUCCCGGAACCUAUGGUAUUCUCAUCCAGUGCUGGAAUGCAGGAAAAUCCUUAACCUAUUUGGGUUCAUCUAGACCAGGGAUAAGCAACAUUUGGUACUCCAGAUGUUAUAGACUAUGUCUCCCAUGAUUCUUUGCCAGCAUUAUGGUUGUGAGAGCAUUAUGGGAGAUGUUGUCCACAGCAUAUGGAGUGCCAAAGGUUUUCUACCGCUGAUCUAGACAGUGAGCAAAAGUCACCUCUUGGCCAGCAGAAAUUCCAAGGAUGUUACCUGUUUUUCACACAUUGAUUUAAUAUUAGGGUAAAAUACCCAUUCUGUAUGGAUAGUAUUUUAAGGAGGCAAAAUCAUAGUAUGAUCACUAAAUUAAAAAAUAAAUAAAUUACUGCAAAUCACAUUAACAGUCUUAAAUGUAUUUAUUUUAUUUUUUUCUGUUUUGUUGAAACCCAGGGCCAGUUGUUAAUUGUAAGGUAAGAUAGCUUUCAAUAUGCAGUGAUAUCUAUAGACAAUACCCUGACACUCUAUCCAUGAGAAUGGUCCAUCAAUCAUCGAAAUUUUGUUCUGGCUCACACAGGUGGACUGCAAUACCUACAGAAGAUGCAGCAACUUGUAUGAUUAUUCUUUUGUAAUAUCGCCUAGCUAACACAUGUGCUUCUCUGACAUUUAAUUGGGUUUGCAUAUCUUUUUUGGCAGGGGGACCCCAUUCCAGAGGAUAUGUAUGAAAAGUUUGCAAGGGCAUCCGUCAAGUCUAUAUCGGAUAUACAACGGCUUCUGCAGAUAGAUUCCGUAGGUAAAUCUCUUCAACUUGUAUCUUCAUUCUGUUCCUUUUAAAUUCUGUCCCGCUCACAUGCGCUCCUCGACUCAUUCUCUAACUGUAUCCAGCUUAUAUUAAGUUACAGACUAACCAGGUUCUUGCCAAGUUCCAUUCAGAAGCCAGUAAUGACACACAGUUCUGAUAUGCUUAGAAGCACAGAAUUCCCCUGUGUUAAUGGAAUUAUUUCACUAAAACUUUUUUUUUAAACCAUAGCAGGUUUUGUGUCUGCAACCCCUGUCACUCAUAUAUAAUGGAUUUCCAUACUUUUAUUUUGCCCACACUGUAGAAAAGAUUAUGGAAAAAUGAGAAUGACUCAGACCCACUGGCUGCAGUAGGGGACUAAUCAUAUUUCUACACACAUAUUUCUAGAUUUAGAAAAUCUAUUUAAGUAUGUUCCCUUAAAUGAAAUUUCUAGCUAUUUAUAAAAACACAGGGGAACCAUAUUCUGGUGUUUUUUUACAGUCUAAAAUUGUGUUUAAAUGCAUCCAUGUGUAUGUAUCAAUCUAUUUUCAUAUAUCCAAUUAUAAUAACAAUAGUAUUAAUAAUAUGUGUAUGUAUAUAUAUAUAUGUGUGUGUGUGUGUGUAUAUAUAUAUAUAUAUAUACACAUAUGUAUAUUGUGAUAAAGACCUGCGGGUCGAAACGUUGAUUGCCAUCACUUGCUAAAAUAUAUUGAAUUUUUAAAAUAAAUUGCUCUCAUCUCUUCAUUUUUGUUAUAUAUAUAUAUAUUUGUGUGUGUGUGUGUGUGUGUGUGUAUAUAUAUAUAUAUAUAUAUGUUAUAUAUAUAUAUAAAAUGUGUGUGUGUUAUUUUAGGUUGAUUUAAAAAAGGUAUGAUCAAUUAUUUAAGGUACUUGUUAGUGUGACUUGUUAUUGAUACAUUACAUCAUUAUGACAUCAUCUUUACUGCAUACCAAUAGUCCUCGGUAUUUCCCAAUUCUUUUCCAAUGAGGAUAUUUUGGGUCCAUUGGUUUAGCCAAGAUCCAUUUGGACCUUUAUGUCAUAGAGUUCAAACAACCACAUGCAAGACAACUGCUGGUUCCUUAGGGCCCGUUGAUAAGAGGGUGUGACGCAGAAGUAGUAGUAGUGUUGUUCAUGCAAGGGCUAUAACCACGUAGUAAGAACAUAAGAGUGGCACAAAUAUAGAAAAUAAGAACAAUAACCAACAAAUGACUGGCUCUCUACACCACACAGCAUGAAUAUCAGCAAGAGAAACACAACAAAUAAUUGAGCCAUAAGGAAAGAAAGAUAUACAGAUAUCUUCCGCUAGGCAACAGACAAGUUGAUUCUAAGCCAAUUAAUAAUAGAAGUUCCCUCCUAAGUCAAUGGCUCACUAACACGGGUGAGCAUAACUGGCUGGAAAAGACUGCCAGCACCAGGCCCCUUUAAUGGCUGACUAGGUGAACUACACGAAAUAUUGGAAGGAAAACCCACAACAAAACAAAGAAACAUUACAGGAGCAUUGGUAAAAGUCCUGUCAGUGCUUGAAUUUCUUCAUAUUUAAUAGACUGCGGUUAGAAUGCACCUUUAAUACUUAUAUGGAAUAAACUGUGUGUACAUACAUAUAUUAACAGUGCAUUUGUUUGCAUGUUGAUGCAAGCCUGUAUAUUACUCAGCUGGAGGCAACUGUUUCCUCAUUCCAAAAUACACAAAAACUGGUAGUAAAUAUUUAGGAAUGCAAGCAUGAUACGGAUAGCUGCCUGUGGUUUUUUUUUAUUUAUUUUUUUAUGAAUUUGUAUUUCUAUGUGAAAGGGACGUUUGCAAUAUUCACUAAUAUAUUUACUGGACUAAAGUAUUUUCAGUCUUUAAGGGGAACAAGCUUUCCGAAAACCUUUACUAAUAGUUGAUGCAAUAACAGGAAAGAGUUUCGAGCUUUUUGCUGCAAAGUACUAUUUAUUUCACAAAAAUAAAUAAAUAUAUAUAUAUAUAUAUAUAUAUAUUUCAUUAUUAUUCAUCCAUUUUCUGUCUGUCUCUCCAUCAAUGGAGCAUCCAUCCAUGGGUGUCCGCAGAACUUAUUCCGGGGGGGGGGGCAUAAGUGUAAUUAAAUCCGUGCUAUGCCCCUUUUUUGACAAUGUCAUGAAGGGGAGGCGCACAGUCAUUUUUACAUAAAGUGCAGGCAUGCAAAGGGUUGAGAAACCUGAUGCAGAAGAUUAAUAGAAGAAUCAAGUUAUUAUUAUUAUUAUUAUGAUAUUUAUAGAGCACCGUCAAAUUCCGCAGCGCUUUACAAUGGGUGGACGAACAGACAUGUAGUUGUAACCAGACAAGUUGGACACACAGGAACAGAGGGGUUGAGGGCCCUGCUCAAUGAGCUUACAUGCUAGAGGGAGUGGGGUAAAAUGACACAAAAAGGUAAGGAUAGUAUUAGACUAGUGACAGUUGCAGAAGAGGAAUCAGUCAGGAGAUAUUUACAGUUUAAUUGAUACGCUUUUAUGAAGAAGUGGGUUUUUAAAGAUUUUUUGAAGGAGUGGAGACUAGGUGAGCAUCUAACGGAGGAGGGAAGCGAGUUCCACAGGAACGGUGCAGCCCUGGAAAAGUCUUGAAGGCGAGCAUCAGAGGUGGGAGUACGGACAGAAGAUAGACGGAAGUCUACAGCAGAUCGUAAGGGCCUAGACGGGACAUACCUGUGUAUAAGGGAGGAUAGAUAGGUGGGAGCAGCAUUAUGUAGAGAUUUGAUAGCAAGAACCAGAAUUUUAAAUUGAGCUCUAUAUUUUAUAGGAAGCCAAUGUAGGGACUGACAAAAAGGUGAGGCAUGGGAGGUGCGGGCAGACAGGAAGAUGAGCCUCGCCGCCGCAUUCAUGGACUUUAAUGGAAAGUUGGGAGCACGUAAGACCACUGAGAAGCGGAUUACAGUAGUCAAGGCGAGAGAGGACAGUGGAAUGGACCAACACCUUAGUCGCAUCUGGCGUUAAGUAGGGGUGGAUGCGCACAAUGUUUUUGAGAUGGAAAUGACAGGAUUUAGCGAUAGAUUGAACAUGAGGCUUGAAGGAGAGGUCGGAGUCAAAGAGAACACCUUGGCAGCGAGCCUGCAUGGUGGAGCCGAUGGUAGCACCAUUGACUUGGAGGGAGGGAGACACAGGAGUAACAACACUUGAGGGAGGAAAGACCAGAAUUUCAGUUUUAGUUAGUUUAAGGAAGUGGGCAGCCAUCCAGUUAGAAACAGCAGAGAGGCAGUCAGAGACACUAGUCAAGAGGAAUGGGGAGAGAUCAGGAGAGGACAGGUAGAUUUGUGUGUCAUCUGCAUAGAAAUGAUAUUGGAAGCCAAAGGAGCUAAUGAGUUUACCAAGGGAAGCAGUAUAGAUGGAGAACAGUAGAGGACCAAGGACUGAACCUUGGGGGACACCAACGGAGAGGAGUUGGGGAGAAGAAGCAGAGCCAGAGAAAGAAACACUGAAAGAGCGCUGUGAGAGGUAGGAGGAGCACCAGGAGAGAGCAAUAUCUUGUAGACAGAUAUUGCGUAGGAUGAGAAGAAGCUGUUGUUGAUCAACAGUGCCAAAAGCCGCAGACAGGUCAAGGAGAAUUAGGAUAGAGUAGUGACCACGAGAUUUUGCAGCGAGUAGAUCAUUGGAUACUUUGGUCAGUACCGUUUCCACAGAGUGCUUAGCACGGAAACCAGGCUGAAGCGGGUCUAGCAGAGAGUUGGACUCGAGGAAGUCUGUCAAUCUCGCAUACACUAUUUUUUCAAGGAUCUUGGAUGCAAAAGGCAGUAGCGAGAUAGGACAAUAGUUGGAUGGGGAGUUAGGGUCAAGAUUGGGCUUCUUUAGAAUUGGGGUUACAGUUGCAUGUUUGAAGGGCAAUGGAAAUAUACCAGAGGAGAGAGAGAGAUUGAGAAUUUUAGUGAGAGGUGGAGAAAGAGAAGAAGACAGAGUAUGGAUGAGAUGCGAGGGAAUUGGAUCUAGGGAGCAGGUGGUGGGGCAGGAGGACUGGAGCAGAGCAGAAACCUGUUCCAAUGUAGCGGGUGCGAAUGAACAUAGAACAGCAGACGGAGUGAAGUUAGGGGAAGAAGAAAGAUGAGAGAUCUCUUCUCUGAUUGUAGAGAUCUUGUCAGUGAAGUGAGUUGCAAAGUCUGAGGCGGUCAAGUUAGUAGGUGGAGGAGGAACAGCAGGGCGAAGAAGAGAGUUAGUAGGUGGAGGAGGAACAGCAGGGUGAAGAUGCAUUGGUCUUGUUGCCAUUUUCUGAUUUGAUACACACACUGACACACAUGCCGAUGCACAGACACACAUAAAAACACAGAUGUACGUGCACAAACACAGGUACAAACACACAUGUAGAUACAGAGACACACAGAAGCAAACACUGACACACCUCUAGAUACACAGAUACAAACACUGCCACACAUGUAAAUACACAGACAGAUACAAACACUGUUGUUCAACUUGCUUUGUGCAUUUUUUUUCUAUACACAUGACCAUUUUUAUCCUACAACAAUUUUUGACUACUCAAAUGAAGAUGCAUUGGUCAUAUUCUGCCCCCCAGCACCCCAUGUGUCCUGCACACCCCCCCCCCCAAGCCUCUCCAUGGGUCCUAUUCUGCUCCCCAGCAUCCCUAUGUAUCAUAUUCUGCCCCACCAGAACCUCCAUGGGUCCUAUUCUGCCCCACUAGAACCUCCAUGGGUCCUAUACUACCCCCAACCCCUCCAUGUGUCCUUUUCUGCCCCCCAGCACCACAUGUGUCCUGUUCUCCCCCCAGCAACCCCCAUGUGUCCUGUUUGCCCCACCAGAACGUCCAUGGGUCCUAUACUACCCCCAGCCCCUCCAUGUGUCCUGUUCUGCCCCUAGCAUCCCCAUGUGUCCUGUUCUGCCCCCAGCACCUCACACGUCCUGUUCUGCCCCACCAGAACCUCCAUGGGUCCUAUACUGCCCCCCAGCACCCCCAUGUGUCCUGUUCUGCCCAACCAGAACCUCCAUGGGUCCUAUACUGCCCCUCAGCACCCCUCAUGGGUCCUAUACAGCCCCCAGCCAUCCUAUACUGCCCACCUAGCACCCCCAUGUGUACUGUUCUGCCCCCAGCACCCCCAUGUGUCCUGUUCUGCCCAACCAGAACCUCCAUUGGUCCUAUACUGCCCCCAGCCCCUCCAUGGGUCCUAUACAGCCCCCCAGCAGUCCUAUACUGCCCCCUAGCACCCCCAUGUGUCCUGUUCUGCUCCCCAGCACCCCCCUGUGUCCUGUUCUUCCCCCCCAGCACCCCCUUGUGUCCUUUUCUGCCCCCCCUCCAUGUGUCCUGUUCUGCCCCCCAUGUGUCCUGUUCUGCCCCCCCAUGUGUCCUGUUCUGCCACCUAACAUUCUGUGUUGCCACACACACACACACACUUACCUUUUUCCUUUGUGGGCUGGAAGGGGAGGAGUGGAGGCAGUGCAGUUCCUGCUCUGUUGUAGUUGGGGAAGCAGGUCAGUCUGCAUCAGUAAAGGCAGCGGUUCCGGCUGUAUUUAACUCCGCCCCCGCUGUCAGUUAACUCCGCCCCCUCCCUACGACUUUCGGUUGGCUUUGCAAAUUCAGAAUUGCCGGCCCAUGCGUGUGCGAGCCGUGCAGCCGCCCGGCGCCCUUGUUGCCAUGGCGCCCUGUGCGGCUGCAUAGCUCGCACACAUGGUGUGUGAGCCAUGCAGUGGACCCCAACUGCUCAGUCAGCCCUUUAAAGGGCAAGUACAGAAAUCCAGGGGGGGCAUUAGAUAUGGAGCACAAACCAAGAAAGUUAUGGUGGAGAAAAAUAGUUAUUGAAAACCCCUUCCAUCUGCUGUCAGUGAAUAGUCACUACAUUGUUAAACAGAGAUCUGCACACGAGUCAAGCCAUAAGACUUAUGGCUUGACUGGUGUGCAGGUCCGUGUUUGACAAUGUAUUGACUAUACAUUAGGUAGAUAGAUAGACUCAGUUAUUUUCUGCAACCACGCUAGUUCUAAAGUAUUAAUAAAUGCUGUACACAGAAAGUCCACGUGUGACAGGAUCCAUGCCAGGAGCAUAGUACUUGCAGUACGUCAGGGCUCGCUUUGCUCUGCUGCGACCUCCCUCUUUGCUAUUGUCUCCCUGCGCACGUCAGACCCCUGAACUCUGCUAUCUGUGUCUGGACACAACUUCCCCUCUUUGUCUGUAGUACCAGUCCUUAGUUCUGGCUUGUGCAUAAAGAGAAUUCCUAGCGUUCCCCCCUCCCUGCUCCCCCUCUCUUCUAGACUUAGUCCAGCUGCAGCAGCUGUGUGAGCUAUUAAUAUCAAGCUGGGCACAUGCAUCAAAAUUAAACCUGGCACUACCAGAGGGAACAACUGGGGUCAACCACUGAAGAUGGUAGGACCAUGAUGGAAUAUAUACAAAGCUUAUAGUACCUGUCAUAUAUAUUUACUAAUGUCAUGGUAUCACAUAUCAGGCUGGGCUACUACAGGCAAACCCAUUUAUAGCUCUGUUUCUAAUUUUACAUUUUGUUGAGACAGUUUAUAAAAAGUUUCUACACUCUGUCAUCGACUAGUAAAGUAGUAAGUCUGGCUUCUAAAAAUACCAACAUAGCCAUAUACAAUUGGCGAUUAUUCACUAAAUAUAGAGCAUGCUCCUCCAGCUGUUUGAGAUUCUCACUCAAUUACCUCUCCAUUCCCUUUAUAUUUUACCAAUAGCUGCUUCUCUCUGUUAACUUCUUUUGGCCAUCAACUCCAAGUUUCCCCUGCUACCUCAAAUCUCCAUUUUAUCCUUUAGAUUGUAAGCUCACGGGCUAUCUAGCUAAGCUUUGUAUAAAAGAGCUUCAAUGGCUAGUUAUCAGCUUACGGCAGGGCCCUCUCUACCUCUUGUAUUUGACUGUGUAUAUUGUACGUCCUCCACUAAUUGUACAGCAAUGCGGAAUCUGUUGGCGCUUUAUAAAUACUAUAAAUAAAUGAUUAAUGGUGAAUUGUGAGGAAUUUGACAUAUUAAUUUACAGAUAGUAUAGUAAAUUGUAAAGCUGGGAUUAAAGCUGCUAUUUUGGCCUAAAGUUUGAUAUUUUGUUUUGUGUUCUGGGUCCUGUAUGGUCAUUGGUGGUCAUUCAUGCAACUUCUAGUGACAUCAUAUAUGUAGUGUUAAGGAGAAUAGCCAUUUAAAGAAAUAUACCAGUAUGUAUAAAUCCAUACCUGCAUGAGACGUCUGGUUAACACGAGUACUUAAAAGAUGGUAUUUCCUAUAAGGUGACAUCAAGUCAUUUCUGCCAUGACAGGUGCACUUUAAAAAAACACCAAAGCGUUAGAAAUAUAAACGUAGUUUUACUCCAUAGAUAAACAUAUUGGAAUGAAUAAUUAAUAGCUGUUAGAUAAAUUAUAUUUAAUUCUCUGUAGAUGUUGAGUAUAACGUAUUCCUAUUAUCAUUUAAUUUCCACGCAAUAGGAAAGUUAAAAAUGUCUUAAUUUAUACAUUGUAAAAGUCAACAAAAACAUUUACACUCCCAGCUUAGCAACAAGAUUUUAGUCACAGCUAAAGUGCUAUGUUCUUUAUUCAAAUGUGAGGAUUUAAGGGGCUGGUUUUUUUGGGGGGGUGGGUUUUGCUACAAGGCAGCAAACUUGAUGCCGGGGACAAAUAAAAAAUUGUGUGGCAUAAUUAACGCUUACAUUUUACUUUAAGAAAAGAAAAAAAGAUCUAUUAGAGAUAGUUAUAUACUUAAAAAGUACUGCUACGUUAAAUAAUACAAAUUUAGUUACUUGUAGUAUGUUAAAUAUAAUAAAAAUAUUUGAUGAAAUGCAGAACCAAGAACCGAUUUGUGUGUAAUAGUUGUCCAAAUUGUUUUGUAUUGUAUUUCUGAUUACCUACAGAGAUGCACUCGGGCUUUCUCUGUACUGUUAUGAAUUGUUAAAGCGUAACUCCAAGUACCAUGAUCACUUCAGUAAUUUGAAGGGUUCGUGGUGCUUGGAGUAUUAACACAGAGAUUAGCCCCUCUGCCACCAGAGGUAUAUUCUGUGCAAAUAUUUAUAUACAGAAGCUCAUUGAUUGGCUGAGAGCAGUCAACUGAAAGUGUCAGCUGACCUCCCCCAGCCAAUCAAUGAGCGGCGGGAUCAACAUUCAUCUUCUGCAGAUUGCAGAUGUAAUAAAUCCGCCUACUAAAAGGAUCAGGGGCCUGGUGGGCCCAGGUAAAGAAGCAGACCAUUACAAAACAUUUUGCCCCAUUACCAGGUAACAAGGCCAGGAUGUUCCUGGAAUGAUAUAGAUAGUAAGCUCGUUUGAGCAGGGUCCUCAUCAACCUAUUGUUCCUGUAAAUCUUUUGGAACAUGUACUGUUAAAUUUUCCCUUUUAUAAUAUUGUAAAACGCUGCGGAAUAAGUUGUCGCUAUGUAAAUACCAAUAAUGACAAUAAUCAUGUUAUGAUCACUUGAAUAACCCUUUAAACUUCUGGCAUUAAAAAAGCCAUACUAAAUUCGCCAUAGUAUGAGGAUAUUUUGGCACAGAUUGCAGCUGUUUGGAUUUGCGAUUCGUUAUCACAUUCCUUGCAAAACAAAAAAAGGGCACAACUUCAGUACAUUAACAUAUGCAAAGCGUGCAUCAUGCAUUCUGACUCAUUUUCACCUGAUAUGUAGCAACAGGUUUGCUCUGUAUCGUGAAGCAGUUUUAACAUGUGUGCUGUUAUCUGCAUCAUCUAGGUUAAGAUUUUCCAUGUGCAAAACAUAAUGUAGCUUUAUAGCAAUUUUCUUUUAACACAUAUUACAUAUUUAGCCAAGAAAUAAAGGCUAACGCCAAGCCCUAUAAUAUGGUGACAUUAGAAGCCCCAUCUUAAUUUAGCUGAGACAUCGUUGUCUGAGUAUUUGUCACAUCUUGUGCCAUAUGUAUAUGUUACAGUAAAAGACAGAAGAAAUACUGUGUUGAACACAUCCUCAUUAACUCUUGCUUGUUCCUUUAUUUUUUUUAUUAGCAAUGUCAGAAUUCACCUUUAGAAACAUCUUGGUUAGUCUAGAGCAGGGAUACCCAAAAGGUAGAUCCCAAGAUGUUUUAAAACUACAGCUUCCAUGAUGCUUUGUCAUUCUAAAGCAUUCUAAAGGCAUGCAAAGCACGAUCUGGGGAUCUACCUUUUGGGCAGCCCUUGUCUACAGACUAUGAAUUAACAGUAGAAUAACUGGGAUUCAAAAUGAUUUGGUCAGUUUACACCAGUGACAGUUUUACUUUAGCACACUAGCUGUUGUUCGAAACCGGCUGUCUCAGCUUUAUGUAGUUCACAUCAGCUGGAACGUCUUUUAUACAGUUUCUAAAGUCCCGUGGCUAGCCAGACCCCAAUGUUUGUCCUUGGAGUGUUCUCAUGCAGACUGGGUGUGGUGAAUGGCUGUUUUGGAAACAUUAGCUUUUCAGUGUUACCUAAAAUCUGAAUAAUACCCAUUGUAAUUCUUUGUACCUUUCCCAGCUGAGGAAAAUCCCAAAUAAGACUCUGUCCCCAUGUAGCAGCAGGGAUAAAAACUAGAAUGUGCAUUUUAUGUCCUUAGGAUUAAUCUCUGUUACUCACAUUUUAAAGUUGUUGUUUUUGGGGACGUCUGUAUAAGAACUGUGUUCUUUUUUUGUAAAUUAAAAAUUGGAGAUUAGCUCUUAUUUGUAUUUGCUUUAACAUUAAAUCAGGAUGACUUAAAAUAAACUUACAGAUGUUUACAGGCCAUACAGUGGGCAGACACAACAUACAAUUAAUUAGUGUCAAAACAAGAUGCUAUUUUAGAACAAAAGACAAACGGCUGGGCUUGGACAGAGGGAGUAGCUACAUUGUAAACAGUAAUUAGGGUAAACUCACAAGGUUAUUCUCUUAAAUGCAAAUUGUUGGGAUUUAAAUUUUAAGACAAUAUGGCCAAAGUAGGAAAAGUAUCCAAUUCAAAAAUUUUCAUUUUGUCUUUUUUUUGGCCUAAAAGUUAAAAUUUACUUAGCAUUCCUACCAAUGCAAACUGGAAUGCAUAUUAAUUCCAUUCAUUAAAAUUGUGAGUUCUAUUACUGAAUAGAGGGAGAAUCACUUAUAUUUUAGGAGUUAUUUUGCUAUGAAAAGAUAUGGUAAUAGCAAUGAGCAGCUGCCAAGGCUACUAUAUUUGACAAUGGUAUUUUUCUUGUAAUGCUGUAUAUUUUAAGGUACUUUUAUAAUGCACUCUUUUGGUCCUUUGCACUUUCCUACACUCUCUAAAUCUCUUAUGUAUCCACUCUGACAGAUGUCGAGGAAGAUAUGAACCACAAUUCUAGGAAUGAAACACAAAGUUUGCCUAGGGCUAAUUCCAGCCACUCCCGGGUCAUCCGCAGCUUAGGUAAGAGAGAGAGAGAUAAAUCUGUAAACUAAAUCACUACUGAAUGACAUCAACUAUGCAUGACUGAGAAAUUACAUCAUACAUGUUUUGUUACGUGUCUGACCAAUAACCGUUAUCCAUUUAACCAAACAUAACAUCACAGCAAUGUCCGUGUAUUGCCCGAACAAUGGAACAAAGAGAUGUCCUGAGGGAACUGCUAAUGGGGUCGAUCACUUGGAGCCACAUUCCUCUUGGGACAGCAUUUUGUGUCAUCCAGCAACUCCACUUUAGCCAUCACUGCUUUUCUUAUGACUUUAGAAUAGUCCUCAUCUUGAUCUAGGUUGCUCAGAUAGCAAACUCUUGAAUGGAAGUAGAAAGCCACUAAUAGACUAGAUACAUCUAAUUAUAAUCAAGUUAUCACUAGUAAGAAUUUGAAUUCCCUCUUCUGAGAUCUUUUUCAGUUUUUGAGAAGAACCAUUCUUAAAAAUCUAUGUAAUUUUACAUAUAUUUUUGGUAGCAGGCCUGAUGUGACCAUCUGGAACCCAUCGUGAAAUUUCUUGACAAUUUCCUGGCAAUGCUUUUUCUAUAUUACUUUGUUCUCAAGCUGCAGAGCCUUGACUAUGCAGUUUCUUAAUGCAUAUAUAGCAGUUUCUUAAUGAAUUUCCCCCAAAAAAUGUUUUUUGUUUUAAAUUGGUGUACAGCCUUUUCAUUUUAGAAUGAUUUAUAUGUGUUGUUGACACUGUUCAUAACAGUCACAGUGAUAGGAGACAGUACAUGUUGUAUUGAUGGAUCAGACAUGUAUAAACAAUAUUUAAAGGAAGGAUAUAAAUUAAGCAAAGAAAAAACACUACCUGCCAGAGGAUUCUUUCCAAGGCCCAUGCUAUUUUGUGGAAUUUUGCCAAACUAUAAAUGUGUCUUGCUAGUUUGAGGAGAUCGUAAGCUCGUUGAAGCAGGGUCCCCACUAACCUAUUGUUUCUGUAUCAUUUUGUAAUUGUCUUAUUUACUGUUAAAUAUCCCUUUCAUAACAUUGUAAAGCUCUGCAAAAUAAGUUGGCACUAUAUAAAUGACAAUAAUAAUAAUAAGACCUCCCUCACUUUAUUUAGCAUCUUAUCAGUAUCCCUAUUUUACAUUUCAGAUGUUCAGAUGGCCCAGAUGGCAGAAUGCAAAACAAGGACUGCAGUGUUCGAAAUCUCCCGCCAACUUGUGGAUCCGACAAAUGCUAAUUUUCUAAUAAAUCCUUCCUGCAUAGAGGUUCAGAGGUGUUCUGGGUGCUGCAUGUCAUCUAAUUAUAAAUGUGUUCCAGUGCGCGUCCACGUCCGAAAUGUGCAGGUAUUGCUCACUCUUGAUUUUCCUAUUUGUACUUUAUUAUAUUUUCUUUCUUAAAACGAAAAUGAUAAAUAUCCUUUAAAUGGGUAUUCGUCAGGAAAAUGCUGGCAAGUUUUGGGGAAUGCAGGUUCCUAGAAUGCCAUCAAUACAAACCUUCUGAUUGUUAGAUGGCACAAUACAGUUCCAUGUUUAAAACCUGGCAUCUGUAUUGGAAAUGACAUUGCGGACUGUAAAUAUGUUUAUUUCAAUCCUCCUUCUAUUUAGCAGCACUUGACUGAGCUGUUACUGGAGGAAGGAAAUGGUGACCUAAUUUAAUGUCCCCCUAUGUUUGAAACAAGUGACUGACCAAAGAUCUAGUGGAGAAAUGUAAUCCUCCAUUGUGUGAGAACUAGGCAGAAGCAGAACAGAAAACAAAUGGGACAUGAAAUUUUAAGAAAUCAAGCUGGUGUAUACAUGUCAUUGGUAGGAUAAAAAAAUAACUCCACUAAAUAGCAACCAAUUCUGUGCAGUUUGAAACAGCCUUAUUUUUUAAGCAUACAAAAGACUAGGCAUGCCAUCCAACUGAGAACUCCAGCUAACUUCCAUGCCUUUGCAACAUAUAAAUAUGUUUUACGAUAUGUAGAUAACAACCAGUGGGAGGAAAAAACAAUUACCAACAUUGCACCUGGAAUGCAUUUGUCCUUUAGAACUCUGAUACUCUUGUUCCAAUGUUGGUUUUGAGCUGCUGCCAAAAUAUUUCAUAUCAGGUGCACAUAUUUGGCUUGAAACAAAUGAACUCACUCAAAAUUCUUUAAAAUGAAACAUGAAUGACAUUAACAUAGUAAUACCCUUCACAAAAGCAGGGUAGUGUUAAUCUAUCUCUUUGCGAAAUUACAUUUAAAUAAAAAAAAAAUCUUUAUUUAAAUAACAAUGCACAAGAAGAAAAACUGCCCACAAAGAAUUUUCAGCCGCAAGAGGACAGAAUGAUAAAUUGCAGACAUACAUGCGUUAUGCGUUAUCAGUCUGCUUGUCAUAAUAUUUUAAGACAUGUUUUAUAAACCAAGGAAACUUGAGCUUUUUAAGAACUGUCCAUAAUGUGCAUACAAUGAAAUGAUGGCUUAUCCUACUGAGAGCCACAUUCAGUUAAAAGAACGUUAUAGGGUCAGACAUGCAAAUGUAUAUUCCUGAUCCUAUAGUUUUAAAAACACUAUUUAGGUGGCCGCCCCUCCUUGCUCUCCUUAAGUAGAUAGAAAACUUGCCCUGCCUUGCUCGAUCUGCCACCCCAUACCCCACCUCCGAUCAUCAGAAUUGAUUGUCUCAGCCAAUCUAAUUCUUUCCCAUAGGAAAAUUGCCACACUGCACCACUCAACAUCUCCUCAUAAAGACGCAUUGACUCAAUGUAUCUCUAUGGGGAAAGUUUAGUGUCUCCACGCAGAGCAUUCUGCAGCACUGACCCAGGAAGCACCUCUAGUGGCCGUCUGAGUGGCUGCCAAUGGAGAGCAAUGUAAAUGCUGCCUUUUUUUCUGAGAAGGCAGUGUUUACACAAAAAGCCUGCAGGGGUUGACUAUACUCACCAGAACAACUAAAUUAAGCCGUAGUUGUUCAGGUGAUUAUAGUGUCCCUUUAAUAAAGCCCAUUUAUAAAAAGUGAGUGUCCACUUUUUUUUCCAAGCAUUUCUAAAGCAAUUAUUCCAAUCUGAGUAGACAAUGUUUGCUUUCAUUUACUUUAUGGUAGAGUUGUCCCUGAACAGAAGCCAAUUCACCAUUGGGGGUAGUUUGCAGGAAAUUUGUGUGCUUUGGAAAAGUUAAUAUUUUUUAUGGAAAAUUCAUAGCUGGAUAUUUGUUUGCUGACAUCUUUGCUUAUGGAAAUUGGACAAUGGAAAUAACUACUAUUGGUUUUAUUACGACAAAUGCAACAUUGCUUUGUUCUUUGCAUUAUUAUACUUUCAAACAAAAGUAUUCUUUCUACCACUCCUAUAAAUAUGAACAUUCCAUACAACUCUGAUAAAAUAAUCAGCAAAUCUGAGAUAUGAAUUAUGGAGCAAUUGAAAGUAGCAGCUCUUUUAGAUUGUUUGAUAGAAGGUUAUAGCAGUAAUAGGAAAAUUUCUCAUUUAGUGGGUCCUUGACCAAAUUUCUCAUCACAUGUUCAGGUUUAUUUGUACUAUUUUUUCUGCUGCUCUCUUAUUACUGUACAUAUGAACUAUUGAUAACAAAAUAUCUUCAUUUCAGAUAAUGAAAAUUACGCCGGGUCGUCCCAAGAAUAAAGUAGAACUGGUUGUGAUUUCCGUAGAAGACCAUGUGGAAUGUAAACCUGGACCUGUUAAUUCUGCUGCACCAAGAAGCCACCACAUCCACCAGGAGGCUAAAGGGGUAGCAGGUAAUUGAAUAAUGUCCUUAUGAUGUUUUUUUUUUUUAUCAGUUUCUCUCUCACCUAAUUAACAUUGUAAAAGGUUCUUAUUGUCUCCUAGCUAGUUUGCCUAGUCUCUAAUGAUCCAUCAUUACAGGUACCCCUCAAACAACUGUGCGUCCUGCUACGGUCUCUCGAAAAGAAGAGUCUCCACUCCGAGCAUCAAAGAGGAAAAAUAGAAAGUUCAAACAUCUGCCCAGCAAGAAAGAGCAAAUGCAACUAUUGGUUACGUAGCAAACAUAGUAAUGGCUCUUAUCUAUAUCGUUCAACAGGUGAGAAAUGGGAACUCAACCAAAAUAUAUUUUUAAUGUUAAAAUGUCUGCUCCUCUUGAUUAAUCAACACUUAUUUUAUUUGAUAACAGUGUAUAUUUUGGUUUGCAUUGAUAGAUUGAAAAUGUAGCAUUGCAUAGGGUUCCAUAAACCACAUUAAAUAAAUGCACAGUAAAUGUUUUAUUUUAAUUAGUCUGGAUCACAUAUAGCCACAAUGAAUGUCUGACUUACUUUGCCUAUCGAUAAUCACUUACAGUCUUUAUCUAAAGGGCAGUACACAUUUGAAAAGCUAUUCUGGAGGGUGUGGUAGAGACACAUAAAUUAAGUAAAUUCAGAUGCCCAUGGGUAUGUCUAAACCCAACAGGGGCAUUCAUCGAUGUGGAAUUGUCAACAAAAUCAGGGAAUUACAUGGUUUAGGUCAAUACAGCAGAAUGGAAGACAUAGCUGAUUAUGAGAAUUUAAUUUGUUUUUGGAAUUAAGCUAUUUUUGCCUUGAGUUUCUAACAAUUCACGCUGUAGAGAAUUACCCAAGUCCAUGGUUUUAGGGAGAGAAUGUAAACACUAUUAACCAUUUAAUUCUUACAUAUUCAGUUAAUUAACAGUAUUCUAUUUGCAUUUCUUUCAGGCUCCAAUGGAAAUGAAACACAUUUGGCCCCUAUGGGGUCAUCCUAACGUCAUUUCUGACUGUCUGCUUCAAACACCUAUCCUGGAGCUGGUGCUUUAUGAUGGACUGAACAAGAAUAAUGCCUUCAUGCUCUUUGUUGAUCCAUCCAGGUGCCCUUCAGGCAAUGAGGAGACAGAAUAUGAAUGCACAUGGCUGCAAAGAAAAAUGCCAACAACCACUAGAUGCCAAAUCCUAUGCAAAUUUAAGUGACUUAAAAAUGACCCAAAAAGAAGGGACACCCUUUUUUUGGACUCACUGGAUGUAUAUUGCUACUUUAUUUAAUUGCCUUUAUUUUGUAUUUUUAUAAAUAUAUAUAAAUAUAUACAUAUUUUUGUAAAAAGUUGUUUCUUUUGCUGAACUUGCACGAGGCAGGACAGAGUCUGGAAAAGAGAAUGGAACUGACUCCUAGUGGAUUCGUCUGCAUGAACCCUGUAGAUUUUCUAUAACCCCCAGGUCUAGUCUGGCAAGCAAGAGGUUAAUGGCUUGUAUUCUAAGCUAUUAUUUCAGCCCUGAGAUCUGUAAGGUGCUCUCAAAAUGUAUGAUAGCAGAUCACUGGUCAAUAAAUGUAGCUUCAAAUCAUCCUGUAUCCCUAUCCCCUCCACACCACCUUCUUUCUUGUCUGUUAAUGUGCUUCUUUUUCAGUGUCAUUGUCUUCAGCUUUUCUUUUGUUAAUUCCUUUCUCUUUGCACACAGCUCUGACUGUCAACAAAACUCAAAAAUAGUGGUUUAUAAUGUAAAGUAAUUUAUAUUCAGUAUUUAAUUUCUACAACCAACAAGACUUUCUUUAAUUUGUAUUAAAAAAACAACAAACAGUUGAAAUUACCUGCUUUUUUUUUACGAUUGUGAUGGAAAAACGUUUGAAUAUAAACUGGUUAAUAAGCAUGUAGGCAGCACACAUUUCGAUUGACACACACACACUUUACCACUCACCCAG
Molecule: messenger RNA, 21319 nt
Organism: Pelobates cultripes (western spadefoot toad)
Lineage: Eukaryota; Metazoa; Chordata; Amphibia; Anura; Pelobatidae
Source: the annotation of a GenBank genome assembly